CCGGCGCUGCCCGCGGGAGCCGCUCCGCUCUGCCGCCGCAGCACCACCGGCACCUCGGGGAGCGGCGCCUCUGCCAGGCAGAAAAACUUCUUCCUCCUCCCGCAGCAGCCGCCCAGGUGCCCGCCUGCCCGCCGCCCUGGCGCACCUUUUGCCGGCCCCUGCCAUGUACAGCAUGCUGGAGACGGAGAUCAAGGCUCCGCAGCCCACGCCGGGCAACACCGGGGGCAACCCCGCUCCGGGGAGCAACGGCAAAGGCGGCGGAGGCGGCGGGGGCGGCAACGGAGCGGGAGCGGGCUCGGACCAGGACCGGGUGAAGCGCCCCAUGAACGCCUUCAUGGUGUGGUCACGCGGGCAGCGGCGGAAGAUGGCCCAGGAGAACCCCAAGAUGCACAACUCGGAGAUCAGCAAGCGGCUCGGGGCCGACUGGAAGCUGCUGAGCGACGCCGAGAAGCGGCCCUUCAUCGACGAGGCCAAGCGGCUGCGGGCCGUGCACAUGAAGGAGUAUCCGGAUUACAAAUACCGGCCCCGGAGGAAGACCAAGACCUUGCUGAAGAAGGACAAAUAUUCGCUGCCCGGCAACCUGCUGGCCCCGGGGGGGGGCAACGCGGUGAGCAGCCCCGUCGGGGUGGGGCAGAGGAUUGACACUUAUGCCCACAUGAACGGCUGGACCAACGGAGCUUACUCGCUGAUGCAAGACCAGCUGGGCUACAGCCAGCACCCGGGCAUGAACAGCCCGCAGCUGCAGCAGAUGCACCGCUACGACAUGACGGGCCUGCAGUACAGCCCCAUGAUGUCCACGGCCCAGACCUACAUGAACGCCGCCUCCACCUACAGCAUGUCCCCCGCCGCCUACGGCCAGCAGCCCUCCACGGCCAUGAGCCUGGGCUCCAUGGGCUCCGUGGUGAAAUCCGAGCCCAGCUCGCCGCCUCCGGCCAUCACUUCCCACUCGCAGAGGGCCUGCCUGGGAGACCUGCGGGAUAUGAUCAGCAUGUACCUGCCCCCCGGGGGGGAUGCCACAGACCCUUCCGCCCUGCAGGGCAGCAGGUUACACAGCGUCCACCAGCACUACCAGAGUGCCGGGACUGGCGUGAAUGGCACCGUACCACUGACUCACAUAUAAACCUGACUGCUCCGGACGGCUCCCCGUCUAAAUCCCUAACCCCACCACCGCUCCCUGACUGCACCGGGAUGUACGGCAGUGUUGCUCGGCUUAGCGGACUUAAUACUAACUUUGGAGAAAUUUUAAAAGGAAAUCCGUUAGUUGUGUCUUUUUUUUUUUUUUUUUUUUUUUUUUUUUUGGACAGAAAAUAAUAUUUGAGCAAGCUGUUAUUUUAAUAGACCACAGCUCCUGCCUCCUAAAAGCCGCUGUGAAGUUUUCAAACCACAGCAACUUCUUUCCCGGUUUCGGCUAGGUUGGGCACUGUUUUGUUCGCUUGAAAGUUUUUAUAAGUUCUUGCAUCUUCCAGUUUGAUUUCUAGCGUUGCAAUGACAUUAAAAAAAAAAAAAAAAACAAAAACCGCGGGCUUUUGUUUUUAAACUCGGUUGUUCACAUAUCGUUGUGGUUUAUUAAGUGUUUUGUUACCGACCCUCGCUUGGUUUCUAUCCACAAUCUGUAGCUUUCACGACUUUUUAAAAGGGGGAGUUGGGAGAGAGCAGAGCCGUGCGGGUCGCAAACGCAUUUCUUUUAUUUAUAGUAAGUUGUGUGUCUUGGUUUUUCUUAAGCUGUAAACUUAUGUAAAUCGGUUUGUGAAUUUUACUGUGAACUAUGUUUUGACAUAUCGGCUGAAGAAACGUUUCAGUUUUGUUACCGGAUUCCUUCCAAGCAAAUAAGUCAUCGAAAUACCCCCUUCCCUGUUCCUACUCCUCGUUUUGCUUCCUUCUUCCAAACGGAAAGAGAUCAAUAAAUUUUAUAUCAGGCACGUCGGCGGU
Messenger RNA from Chiroxiphia lanceolata (lance-tailed manakin), 1929 nucleotides. RefSeq names its product transcription factor SOX-3-like. The coding region runs from base 164 to 1120 and encodes 318 amino acids. Gene Ontology annotation, biological process: anatomical structure morphogenesis; negative regulation of transcription by RNA polymerase II; positive regulation of transcription by RNA polymerase II. Gene Ontology annotation, molecular function: RNA polymerase II cis-regulatory region sequence-specific DNA binding; DNA-binding transcription factor activity, RNA polymerase II-specific. Lineage: Eukaryota; Metazoa; Chordata; Aves; Passeriformes; Pipridae. The transcript is spliced from 2 exons. The record is from RefSeq and is a predicted model, not a curated record.